UUAAAUAAAUCAUCUAAGAUCAUUGAUUUGCCUCAUCAGUUCUUGUUUUGUCAGUUGUAGUUAUGGGAAGAAGUUGCAAUCUUCUCUUUGCUUUUGUGGUUUUCAUUCUACUCCAUACUUCACUCUCUUCUGUUCCCAAUAUUAGUACUGAUGAAGCUGCUCUUCUUGCCUUCAAAUCUCACAUUUCUUCUUUCGCUCCAAACAAUAUCUUAGCAACCAACUGGUCUUCUUCCAGACCAGUUUGCAGCUGGAUUGGCAUCACUUGCAGCUCCCGACACCAUAGAGUCACAACAUUAGACAUUUCUAACAUGAAACUUUACGGUACCAUUCCUCCACACCUUGGAAACCUCUCAUUUCUUGUCUCCCUUGACAUCAGUGACAACACAUUCCAUGGGAAUUUGCCACAAGAGUUGGCUCAUUUGCAGAGGUUGAAACUGAUUAAUGUCACAAGCAAUAACUUCACGGGUGCCAUUCCAUCAUUUUUAAGUUUGUUACCUAACCUUCGAUACAUGUACCUUUCAAUAAACCAAUUUUCGGGAGAAAUUCCAUCUUCCCUUUCCAAUCUAACAAAGCUAGAAGUGCUGAGAAUAAAAGGAAAUUUUCUUGAAGGAGAGAUCCCUCGAGAACUUGGUGAUCUUCAUUACAUGACUGCUUUAAACCUGGAAAGUAACCACCUUACUGGCUCUAUACCACCAUCAAUUUAUAACAUUACAACCAUGCGAGUCAUUGCUCUUACCGAAAAUAAUCUUACUGGUAAGCUUCCAUCAACUAUAUGUGACCAUCUUCCAAACUUGGAAGGGCUUUACCUCUCACGCAACUUCCUAGGUGGCAUUAUUCCACCAAACUUCGAAAAAUGCAAAAAACUCAAGAUCUUAUCAUUGUCUGAAAAUGAGUUCAUUGGAACUGUACCAAGGGAGUUAGGCAACAUAACAGAUCUUACAGAAUUAUUUCUUGGAGUACAGCACUUGCAAGGAGAGAUACCAGUGGAGCUAGGUAAUCUUAAGAAUCUACAGUUGUUGACAUUAUCUGCUUGUUAUCUUACUGGUUCCAUCCCCACAAGCAUUUUCAACAUGUCAGCACUGCGGAUACUAGUACUUGACGAAAACAUGCUUAAAGGUAAUCUACCAGCAGAUUUAGGCAGUGGGAUCCCCAGCCUAGAAAUGUUUAUUUGUGCAAACAACAAUCUGAGUGGUUUUAUAUCUGCUACUAUCUCAAAUGCUUCAAGACUCUAUAUGGUCGAUCUUUCAAUCAACCAUUUGACAGGUUCGAUUCCUCAAUCACUUGGUAACUUAGAAAACCUUGAGGUUUUGGACCUGUGGCUGAACAAUCUUAUUAGCGAUUCAUCAUUGAGCUUCCUGGCAUCUUUGACAAACUGUAGGAAACUGAGUGAACUCUCUUUCAGUUGGAAUCCCUUGGACAGUUACCUUGCAUCAAUUGGAAAUUUCUCGGAUUCUCUGCAAAUUUUCAAAGGAAGUAAUUGUAAACUGAAAGGCUUCAUUCCUGAAGAAAUUGGCAAUCUUACCGGUGUGAUAAAUAUGGAUUUCUCACAAAAUGAUAUGACUGGACAUAUUCCAAAUACUGUCCAAGGCAUGUUGAACCUUCAAGAAUUUUACCUACCUCGCAACAAGUUAGUAGGAAUCAUACCAGAUGCUAUCUGCAAUUUAAAGAAUCUUGGAGCAUUACACUUGUCAGAAAAUCAGUUUUCUGGUUCAGUGCCACCAUGCGUAGGGAACAUUACCAGUUUGAGGUAUCUUUAUCUAGAUAACAACAGGCUGAAUUGGAGCAUACCUGCAAGCUUGGGGAACCUUCAAGAUCUCAUAGAAUUCGAUGUUUCGUCCAAUUUAUUAAAUGGGGAAAUUCCGAUGGAGAUUGGAAAUUUAAAGGUUGUAACGCUGGUUGAUCUGUCAGAAAAUGAUUUUAAUGGUAAGAUCCCUAACACACUAGGGGGCCUAGAUAGAUUGAUUAAUCUUUCUCUAGCUCACAAUAGAUUAGAUGGGCCUAUUCCAGUUUCAUUUGGAAAAAUGCUUGGGUUGGAAUUCUUGGAUUUGAGCAAUAACAACCUUAGUGGUGAAAUUCCAAAGUCAUUAGAAGCUCUCGUGUAUCUCAAAUACUUGAACUUCUCAUUUAAUGAACUUAGUGGAGAGAUUCCCACGGGUGGUCCUUUUGCAAAUGCCACAGACCAAUCUUUCUUGUCCAAUUAUGGGCUCUGUGGUGAUUCUAAGUUUCAUGUGUCACCAUGCGUCAUCAAAUCUCCCAAGAGGUCAAAGACAAAAAAGGCAAUCUUGGUUUUGUACAUCCUUUUAGGAGUGGGUAUGCUAUUUCUUGCAUUAGUCCUUGCAUAUGUAUUUUUACGAUUGCGAAAAAAAAAGAAGAAUGCAGGUCAAGCAGAUGGAUAUCUAGUAAAAGGGCAUAAAAGAAUUUCUUACUAUGAGCUUGAACAAGCAACGGAAGGAUUCAGUGAAAGCAACUUGCUUGGUAACGGGAGUUUCAGCAAGGUCUACAAAGGGAUACUUAAGGAUGGUACUUUUUUGGCAGCAAAGGUAUUCAAUGUGAAAUUGGAGGGUGCAUUCAAAAGUUUUGAUACGGAAUGUGAGAUGCUAAGAAGCCUCCGCCAUCGUAAUCUUACUAAAGUCAUCACUAGUUGCUCCAAUCUUGAUUUCAAAGCCUUAGUAUUGGAGUACAUGCCGAAUGGGACACUUGAAAAAUGGCUAUAUAGUCAUAACUUUUUCUUGCACCUAUUGCAGAGAUUAGAUAUAAUGAUAGAUGUUGCAUCUGCAAUGGUCUAUCUCCACAAUGGUUGUUCAAAUCCGGUGGUGCAUUGUGACUUGAAGCCAAGCAAUGUCUUGCUAGAUCAAGAAAUGGCUGGCCAUGUCAGCGAUUUUGGUAUUGCAAAAAUGUUAGGUGCAGGGGAGACUUUUGUUCAAACAAGGACAAUAGCAACCAUUGGAUAUAUUGCUCCAGAGUAUGGACAAGAUGGAAUAGUAUCCACGAGUUGCGAUGUUUAUAGUUUUGGCAUCCUGAUGAUGGAGACGUUUACAAGAAUCAGACCAAGUGAUGAAAGAUUUACUGGAGAAUUGAGCAUACGACGUUGGGUUAGUGAUUCUUUUCCAAAUGAGAUUAAUAAGGUAGUGGAUGCUAAUUUGGUACAGCUAGGGGAUGAACAAACUGAUGCAAAGAUGCAGUGUCUUUUAUCUAUCAUGGAUUUAGCUUUGAGCUGCACUGUAGUAACACCUGAUGCAAGAAUUGGCCUGGAAGAUGCUCUUUCAACACUUCAAACGAUUAGACUCCAGUUUGUCAGUAGUCGUCACUAGGUGGAAUAAGACUGUCGGCUCCCCAUUGUUUUUUGAUUACCUAUGUGUGUUGUAUUAUCCUUUCAUUUCUGCAUUAGUACUUAAGUUUGUUGUAUUGUGGAUUGUGGUAGCAAGUCAUUUCUUGAUGUGUGUAAUUUUAAUGAUAUAAAGAGGUCUACAAUGAGACUUGAAA
Molecule: messenger RNA, 3483 nt
Organism: Solanum dulcamara
Lineage: Eukaryota; Viridiplantae; Streptophyta; Magnoliopsida; Solanales; Solanaceae
Product: receptor kinase-like protein Xa21
Exons: 3
Coding region: 63-3311 (1082 amino acids)
Biological process (GO): protein phosphorylation
Molecular function (GO): protein kinase activity; protein binding; ATP binding
Source: RefSeq, a predicted model, not a curated record